UCCAGAGGCACCGAAGCAGUCAUGGCCGAAGACAGUAACAGUGGAAACACGCCUCCUGCGUUUACCUUCCGCGAAGAAAAAACUCCGAACACAGUCCAGGAAUUAUUCGAGGGCGCUUCGGGCACUCCCGACUGUAGCACCACGCCAUACACAUGUCACUGAAAGCGUAAUCAUCAGUUCCCUACCUAUGGCGUCCCGCAGCAGCGUCAAUCACGGACAGCCCAGUACAAGCCGCGCUGGAAUGGAGGAGGCAUCGGCCGUUACGGAAAACAUCGCUAGGAAUGCUCCUGGAACCGUAGGAAGGGAACAACGAGAGUUGUGUGGUGUCUUACACGGACACGCCAAGGAACCCACGGAUGACACAACCCAGAUUUGUAGAGCCUGUGAUCAAUCGUCUGUGAAGAUGUCUAAAUCUGUAGAACAUUUCCGCAACCGCACUGGCAAAAAACACAAAUGCGAAACCUGUGGUAAACAGUUCCACCGGGCUUAUGAUCUAACUCAUCACCGCACGCAUACAGACGAGAGACCCUACAAAUGCCAAGUAUGUGAAAAAUCGUUCCGGCAUUCUUGUCAUCUAAAAAUUCAUAACCGCACUCAUACAGACGAGAGACCCCACAAAUGCCAAAUAUGUGCUAAAUCGUUUCGGCAGUCUAGUCAUCUAGAUAACCAUAGGCGCACCCAUACAGACGAGAGACCCUACAAAUGCCAAAUAUGUAAUAAAGCUUUCAGGCAGUCUAAUCAUCUAGAUAACCAUAAGCGCGUGCACACAGGUGAGAAACCAUAUAUUUGCAAAACAUGCGGUAAAUCAUACACACAGUUGGCAACUCUCCGUACACAUGAGCACACUCACGCAGAGGAGAAACCUCAUGCAUGCCAAAAAUGUGGUAAAUCAUUUGAAAAGAAAUAUGACCUCAAGAGACAUGUAGACUCCCAAUGUGGAAACAGCGCUUUUGUUUGCGAAAUCUGUGAUCAAUUCUUUAUGAAGAAUUCGACUCUUCUUCGUCACCGCCGAACAAAGCACGUGGAUGAAACUCCUUUUGAGUGUAUGCAGUGCGGUUGUCGUUUUGCAGACAAAGAAACACGCGAUAGGCAUCUGUGCCAGGAGCAACGCAAGAUGUGA
Messenger RNA from Dermacentor andersoni, 1120 nucleotides. The record is from RefSeq and is a predicted model, not a curated record. NCBI's taxonomy places the organism in Eukaryota, Metazoa, Arthropoda, Arachnida, Ixodida, Ixodidae.